Homo sapiens (human) is the source of this 4499-nucleotide messenger RNA. RefSeq names its product LIM domain binding 1 (gene LDB1). Bases 1768 to 2895 code for a protein of 375 amino acids. The record is from RefSeq and is a predicted model, not a curated record. Gene Ontology annotation, biological process: positive regulation of hemoglobin biosynthetic process; transcription by RNA polymerase II; neuron differentiation. The transcript is spliced from 11 exons. Gene Ontology annotation, cellular component: transcription regulator complex; cell leading edge; RNA polymerase II transcription regulator complex. Lineage: Eukaryota; Metazoa; Chordata; Mammalia; Primates; Hominidae. Gene Ontology annotation, molecular function: enzyme binding; DNA-binding transcription factor binding; transcription coactivator activity.
CAAAAUUGGAGAGAAACCCAGGCGUCCUGCCUCCUGUCUCUUCAGGUUCUUGAGCUAACACAUUUCAAGUGGCCCGGAAACUGAGGAGGCAGGGGUGGUUAAGCUAUGGGAGAAAGGAUGGCCUAGUUGGGGGAUGAGGGCCAGGUCUGAGAAUCUACUCUUGGGUUUAUUGCCCAGGCCUGGCCUCUGGUGGGCUGUGUGAGUUUGGGCUUCCUGUGUGGCCUUAGUCUGCCUGUCUGUGGAUUGGGGAGACUUGGUGGCUGGGUGGGGACUGUCUUUCUGGAGACACAGGCUCAGUCCAGACUGGCAUGUGAAGGCUGUGUGUGCUGUUCUUGGAGCAUAUGGAUGUGGCCCGUGAGAGCUCGUGCAUGGGGUGAGGGCCUGUUGCGGGCAUCUGAAUCUGCCUGGGGCUGCUGGGUUCCAGCCCUUGAUAGGCAUGUUAGGGCGAGCUGAGGGUGAAAGCCUGCUAGGCAGGAUGAGGCACACGUGUGUGCAGGCACACACAGGCUCUGACUUGGCAUCUUCAGAGACUGUGCAGUCUGGGACCCUCCUUUUGCCUGCAUUGUGAGGACAGGGCUCUGGGGAGAGAAUUAAAUGACACAUGUUGGCACAGGGUCUUCUUUUGUCUCUUCCCCCCAAAGAAACAAAAUAGGUUUUGUAUCUAAGUUGGGGAGGAGAUCUAGAUACAGCCAAUCUAGCUACCCUUCCAAAUGCAGUCGAGUUUUAGGGACCCAAGGAAGCAAAUGUGAUUGGAGUCAGAUGAACUUUUGGGCCUGUGCCUCAGUUUCCCCUCCUAUCUGGUGAGAAGGGGAAACAGAGUUGCAGGGGUACCUGGCUCAUACCCAACUAUGAAUUUAACACUUUUUCCAGUCAGAAAACAGUAUUCCAGGAACUGUUUGCUGUUAGGUGAGGUGAGAGAGAGGACAUGUGCACAUCACAGAUACACACUAGUGAGACCCCUGUCUAGUGACCACUUGCCCCUAGACUGAGGAACAUAGGCUUCUUCCCAGACCACCUACUUCUCAAUUGUAGGUAGAGUGGGAUGCAAAGGAGGCUCAUCUGCCUGCUUCCCCGACUCCCAAGUCUCAGAAGAGAAAAGGGGUUGAGGCUUUGGGUUUCUGGUUUGGAGACAAUACUGUCUACCCUUGGGGGCGGGGGUGGGGGCUGGGCUGAUAAGGGAGUGGCCGUUAGUGGGGAGGCAGAAGGCCCAACUGGUUAUCUGGUAGGCCACACCCAACAGGCACCCACCCCCAUUUAUCUUUCCAUCCCUUGCCCUCCUGAGACCCUGAGGGUGGAGGAAGGGCAGAGUUUGAAAAUCCUCCCUUUUCCUCCCCCACUUUGGUCUCUAGAGGGCAAUAGAGGGGUCAGAUGGUAGAAAGAGUAUAGGAUGUGGGAAUCAGAAGAUCCAAGCUCAAGUCCUAGCUUUGACAGUUACUAGCUUUAUGAUCUUGGCAAGGUCCUUUGAGCCCUCAGUUGCCUCAUCUGUAAAAUGGGAAUGUUAUGGUCAGCCCUGCUACCUCAUAAGGUUGUUUUGAUGAUUGAGUGAAAGUAUGUAGAUUAAAAGGGGGUUUAUCAAUAUUAGAUUCUAAUGAUUGGAUAUUUAUUUAUUCUGUAAUCAUUCUUCCCAGCUUCAAUUCCUCUUCUGUCAUCUAGGACUCAGCCAAAUGAAGAAAUGGGAUCUUGGGUUGUUCCUCAAAGUCAUUCAAGCUGUACUCGCCGAAGGAGCCCCCGAACGGCAACGCCUUUCCCCCCUUCCAUCCCGGCACCAUGCUGGAUAGGGAUGUGGGCCCAACUCCCAUGUAUCCGCCUACAUACCUGGAGCCAGGGAUUGGGAGGCACACACCAUAUGGCAACCAAACUGACUACAGAAUAUUUGAGCUUAACAAACGGCUUCAGAACUGGACAGAGGAGUGUGACAAUCUCUGGUGGGAUGCAUUCACGACUGAGUUCUUUGAGGAUGAUGCCAUGUUGACCAUCACUUUCUGCCUGGAGGAUGGACCAAAGAGAUAUACCAUUGGCCGGACCCUGAUCCCACGCUACUUCCGCAGCAUCUUUGAGGGGGGUGCUACGGAGCUGUACUAUGUUCUUAAGCACCCCAAGGAGGCAUUCCACAGCAACUUUGUGUCCCUCGACUGUGACCAGGGCAGCAUGGUGACCCAGCAUGGCAAGCCCAUGUUCACCCAGGUGUGUGUGGAGGGCCGGUUGUACCUGGAGUUCAUGUUUGACGACAUGAUGCGGAUAAAGACGUGGCACUUCAGCAUCCGGCAGCACCGAGAGCUCAUCCCCCGCAGCAUCCUUGCCAUGCAUGCCCAAGACCCCCAGAUGUUGGAUCAGCUCUCCAAAAACAUCACUCGGUGUGGGCUGUCCAAUUCCACUCUCAACUACCUCCGACUCUGUGUGAUACUCGAGCCCAUGCAAGAGCUCAUGUCACGCCACAAGACCUACAGCCUCAGCCCCCGCGACUGCCUCAAGACCUGCCUUUUCCAGAAGUGGCAGCGCAUGGUAGCACCCCCUGCGGAGCCCACACGUCAGCAGCCCAGCAAACGGCGGAAACGGAAGAUGUCAGGGGGCAGCACCAUGAGCUCUGGUGGUGGCAACACCAACAACAGCAACAGCAAGAAGAAGAGCCCAGCUAGCACCUUCGCCCUCUCCAGCCAGGUACCUGAUGUGAUGGUGGUGGGGGAGCCCACCCUGAUGGGCGGGGAGUUCGGGGACGAGGACGAGAGGCUCAUCACCCGGCUGGAGAACACCCAGUUUGACGCAGCCAACGGCAUUGACGACGAGGACAGCUUUAACAACUCCCCUGCACUGGGCGCCAACAGCCCCUGGAACAGCAAGCCUCCGUCCAGCCAAGAAAGCAAAUCGGAGAACCCCACGUCACAGGCCUCCCAGUAAAAGGCCCUGCUGUGGCCACCCAGUGCUCUGCCUACCUGCCCCACCCCUCACAGCCCCAGGGAGCAGAAGACAGAAUGAAGAGACUGAGCAUCUAAAAUGGGCAGCCUCCAUCCACCCGCUUCAGGGAGGAACUGGACUCUCUGGGGGCAGGUGCCAAGAUUUGCCCCCCCAGUGGCCCUGGGCUGGGCCUGGCCUCUACAGAGCCUUUUAGGGGGAGGGGGUACUCAUGUGGAUGCCUACUUGGAACCUGGGCCUCUGAGACAUGUCCUGACCACCCCCCAGGGCAUUUGCCUCCAUCUUCACCCCAGAUUGUGGGUUUCCCAUCCCCCUGACUUUACCCCUUUCAAGCCUGGGGUUGUCUAUACCCACAGCCCUUAGGGACUUAAAGUUACGGGGCUUCGUUGAAUGCUCCUUCCCCUAGGCAGCUGGUAAUAGAGGGGUAAAGCUCUGGGCCCCUCCUCCCUGCUGCCACUUAUCCCAGCUCCAAGUUUUUUUAAAAAUAAUAUUAUUAAAAAUGUAAGUUAAAAAAAAAAUCACUCAUGUCCCCCCCUCUUCCCCCUAUUAAAAGUCCAGCUACCUCCCUACUCUUGGCAGAUGGGGGCCUAGGGCCUAGGUGGGGGUGAGAGUGGGGGAGGGAGGUGUGCAUACCAUUUUAUAUGGUGUGAGAGCUUCAGACCAAGGAGACAUUUCACCAUCUCUCCCCCUUUCCUCUGGGGUGACUGCAGUUGAGGAAAGCAUGCCAUGGGGUAGGGGGACAUUGGUGGCCACAUUUUGGUGACAGACCCCUGCUGUUGUCUCUGUGUCCCCAUUCUCUGGACUCUGGCCUGCCCUCCUAGUGCUUGUGACUCCCUCUCUUCCAGCCCCACCCCCAUGGUAUGUAUAUUCCUUACAAGUCCUCCACAAGAGCAGCUGUCUAGGAUGCGGGGAGGGGAGGCUCCUUCCCUUAGGGAGCGUGGAGAGAAGGGAGCAGCCUUGUUGCUGUAUUUUUGGUUUUGUUUCAGUUGGGCAGGCAUGGGAUGGGAGAGGGGCUCAGCCACUUUCCUCCAGAAUCUUCCCUCAGCCCCUCCAACUGCAUAUGUAAUCCUACUCUGUCCUUCAUAGAGGGGAAGGAGCCACAGAUGACAUCCCAGUUCUAAGCCCACCAGGGAGGAACAGGCCUCUGUCCCCAUAGGUGAGGUAGAGGUAGAGGGUCUUCACCUGCCAGUAUCCCCUGCCGCUCCUUCCUCACAGAAGGAAGGAGGAGGAGGCAGCCGGGAUCCUCGGCUCUGCCAGGGUGCAGCCAGGAGCAGGGUUUCACGCAGCUGGUCCAGCUCUGUGGCUUUGCUGCCUUUUCCUGUGGCCAGUCCCAGGAAGUGCUAACACCACCUCUCUCCCCACUCUUCCCUCUGGAUUCUGGGGUCCCCCACACCGUAUUUCCUCCACUCCAGCUGCCACUUUUGGAAGGGUAUUGAGUCAGGAGCUGAGGGAAGGGGUGAGGAAGGUGGACAUCCCAUCCCAACUGUAAUGCCUUUUUUUUUUUUUUUUUUUUUUUUUUUUUUUUUUUUUUUUUUUGGGCCAUUUGAGUCAUGUAUGGUACCAAUCAAUAAAGAGACUUUUCGGUUUGA